Messenger RNA from Selaginella moellendorffii, 2692 nucleotides. RefSeq names its product pentatricopeptide repeat-containing protein At5g27110-like. The record is from RefSeq and is a predicted model, not a curated record. The transcript has 3 exons. NCBI's taxonomy places the organism in Eukaryota, Viridiplantae, Streptophyta, Lycopodiopsida, Selaginellales, Selaginellaceae. Gene Ontology annotation, molecular function: protein binding; RNA binding. Gene Ontology annotation, biological process: RNA modification. The coding region runs from base 319 to 2559 and encodes 746 amino acids.
UCCUCCCAUCGCUUGCACGGGGCGAGCGUCCGCGCAUCCUCCACCUUGCUCAAGAUCUCCACCAGGGAGCAAUCGUCCAACUCCAUGCUUCGCCGCAUUGCAAAACCGUUCCACUCUCCUACAACAAAAAUCCCAGUAGAUAUUUGUCUUUCGUACGCCACGUAGACCGUAGGGGAGGGCUUGGGGCGCCAUGGUUUCUCGAAGACCGCAUGAGCGUGCCAAGCUGGAUUCUAGAUCUAAUCUUUGAAAGAUCUGAUUUGCAAGAAAUGUGGUAGCGGCUACCAUGGAUUUUCGAGAUCACAAGCGAUCUCGCCCGCCAUGAAACCUUCGAGAGAAGCAGCAUCACUGCUGCCUGGAACACACAUUCUUUCAUCAGAUCCUCAGGUCUCAUCGGUGAUCUUCGAGCUAAAGUCCGCUGCUCGAUCCAAAGAAUUGGAAAGAGGCAAAGAGAUUCACGCUCGUGCCACUGAGAGCGGCAAAAACACCAACAUCUACGUUGCAAACUCUCUGAUCGGUAUGUACGGAAAAUGUGGCAGCAUGGCCGAAGCUCGCCGUGUUUUCGACAAGAUCACAGCUCCAACCGUCGUCUCAUGGAACUCUCUCAUCCUCGGCUACGCUGACAACGGAGAAGCUUUCCAGGCACUGGAACUCUUCGCACGAAUCGCCAACCUCUCGACGAUCUCUCCAGACCGCGCGACGUUUCUGGCGGCUCUCAAAGCUUGCAGCAAGCUAGCUGCGAUCGAAAAAACCGAUUUUCUUGAUUGCGGGAGCUCCAAGUUCGUCAAGAUCAAGAGCCUCGAGAUGGCUAUGGCGGUCCACUCUCGGUGCGAGCAAGCCAGAUGGCACACAGACAUGCGCGUCGCCAGCGCUUUGAUCGACGCGUAUGGGAAAUCCAGGUGCAUGGCUUCUGCUCGGAUGAUCUUCGAGAGAAUGGAAACUCACGACGUUGUCUCGUGGACUUCCAUGAUCAUGGGAUAUGCCGACGAUGAAGAUGGCCUCUCGGGAUUAGAGCUCUUCCAAGAAUUCAUGGCGAGCAGCACCGAUCGAUCCAGUGGCAGGAGUUUUGUGGCGGCGCUCAAGUCGUGUUCUGGCCUGGCCGCGAGGGAAGAACGCCAGAAGAAAUUCUCUGGAAAGUUGGCGGCGAUCAAGAUGGUGUCGCUGGAGCGAGCGAUGUUUCUCCACCGCGAGGCAGCAAAGAGAGGCUUUGAUCUGGACAUGUUUGUCGCAAGCACGCUGGUGGAUCUCUACGCAAAGUGUGGGAGCGUGGAUCUCGCUCGAGCGGUGUUUGACAGGCUCGAUCAUCGAUUCAAGACCACCAAUCCAGUGGCGUGGAACGCAUUGAUGCUGGGGUAUGUGGAUCUCGGCCAGGCAGCGAUGGCGCUGGAUCUCUUCUCGCAGAUGAUGCUGCUGGAUAGAUCGAAAAAAGAGAUAUUUGGCGACGCGAGGACGAUCGUCGCGGCCGCCAAUGCGUGCACGAGCAUGGCUGCCAGCGAGCAAUCCUCCCGAAUCCCCGAAUCCAUCGAUAGCGAUGGAGGAAGAAGAAGAAGAGUUUGUGUGAUCAAAGUGGAGAGCUUGAACACGGGCAUGGCAAUCCACUCGAGAGCUCGCGGUCUGGGCGUGGAGCUGGAUGGAUUCGUGGCCAGCGCACUGAUUAAUAUGUACUCGAAGUGUGGGAGCACGAUCGACGCGCACAGGAUCUUCGCCAUGCUCGGCGACGAAGAGCUCGAUGAUCCGGCGCCUUGGAACGCUUUGAUCCUCGGCUAUCUCGAGAAUGGCCAGGCCCAGGAAUCCCUGGCGCUGCUCGCGGCGAUGCGAUCUUCUCCUCGCUCGAUGGUCAUGGACGCGAGGAGCUAUGCCACCGCGAUCCGGGCGCAUGGAAGUGUCAUGGAUCUGGAAGGAAUUCGCAAGCUCCACGCGGAGAUCGACCGCGCAAGCCGUGAAUCGGGGCGAGAUCUCAUCGACCCGGUCGUGGCGAGCUGCCUGGUGGAUGCGUAUGGGCGAUGCGGAAGCAUGGACGAGGCCGAGAGAUUCUUCGUCUCUUCCUCCUCGUCGCGAGAUCUCAUCUCCUGGAGCGCUCUCGUCGCGGGAUAUAGCCGCCAGGGCGACGCAGAGAGGGCGAUCUAUCACUUCCAGCGGAUGAGAGACGAGGGAUUCGAUGCCCACGAUCGCGCGGCGGCGCUGCUGUGCGUGCUCAGCGCUUGCGCCCACACUGGGCGCGUGGAACAGGGGAAGAAAUUCCUUGCGGAGAUCCUGGGAUCGUCCUUGUCUAUGGCUGGGAUUGGGAUCGAGCACUACCACUGCGCGAUCGACAUGCUGGGGCGAGCGGAUCGGCUAGAAGAGGCGGUGGCGCUGGUGGAGAGAGUAAGAUCGAUGGGAUCAUCGCGAUCGGCGAUGCGACCCAAUGCUGUCACCUGGUCGAGUGUGAUCGAUGCGAGCAGGAGAUCUGGGCGCGUGGGCGUGGCGAGGACCGCCUUUGAGGAGCUGGUCAAGUUUCAAGAGGAAGAACAGUGUGAGUGCUCCUCGGCCUACGCGCUCAUGGCCGCUGUUUACCACGAUUGACUAAAGUCAUGACACGUGUAUGGCCUAUCCAUCGUCGCUGGGUCAAACUUGGCGGACGGACCAGAUCGUUGGAAAUUUUAGAAAAACUCCUGUUUGCGAUGUGUCCAAACAAACAGAAGAGUUUCUUAGAAAA